This is a messenger RNA of Camelus dromedarius (Arabian camel), 3300 nucleotides long. RefSeq names its product RNA binding motif protein 39 (gene RBM39). The record is from RefSeq and is a predicted model, not a curated record. Gene Ontology annotation, biological process: mRNA processing. The transcript has 15 exons. Lineage: Eukaryota; Metazoa; Chordata; Mammalia; Artiodactyla; Camelidae. Bases 905 to 2440 code for a protein of 511 amino acids. Gene Ontology annotation, molecular function: U1 snRNP binding; RNA binding. Gene Ontology annotation, cellular component: nucleus.
UUUUCAAUGCACUCUAAGAUGACCUGCUUACAGGUUCUCUGAGGCAGACUUCAGUUGCUCUUGUGCUAACUUUGUUUUGAUAAGGGCUAAACAGUUACUUAAAUUUCCAAAUGAUGUAGAGUUGUCAAAAUGUUUAAUAAUCUUUGCCACUACAAAAUGACAUUUUAGUGGAUAAGUUUAUAUUGAAAUGUCUUUCAAUUUAUAUUGAAAUAUCUGAAGGCACCUCUAAAAUUUGGGUGAUGACAGAGGUACAGAUUGUAAGAUUUAAUUAUAAAAUGAAUGGGUGGUACGCUGUGAAGAAUACAGAAAUGAACAGAAAGAUGUGACUGACUGGCUUUUUUACCUUUCAGAGCUUGAGGUUUUUUAUAAAGAUUUAUAAAAGUGUUGAUUCUUGUUUUUAUUGUACCCUGCAGGCUUGUAUAAACUGGCAUAAAAAUGGCAUACUCCGUUUUUCUGGUGAACUCAUAACAUUAAAAAGAAAGUAUUUGAAAUGGUCACAUUAAAGUCUAGGAGUGUCGGAAUGCAUUUUACUGUAUUUGUUUUAUUGUCCUUUUCAUUGUAAUUUUGCCAAUGAAAACCAAAAUAGUGAUGCUUGUAUGGCCCUUUGAAAUAAAAUACUCAUAUGUGCAAGUUGGGUCAAAAUUGGCUUAAGAGAACUUAGUGUAUUUAAUGAGAAUUUUUAUAUAUUGACCCAGCACUAAUAUUUUCUAAAAAUAUUUUAUUAUAACUUUGAUUUUAUUACUGUCUCUUCUGGAUUGUAGUAAUACUUGUUGACCAGUUAUAUGAUGGUCAAACUUUUAUUUUAAAAGUUUAGGUUUUGAUCUAUGCCUACCAAUGAGUCCUUUCCUUCUUAAAGCUGUAGCUGACUCUCAAGAAAGGUCGUUGUACAUUUUAGUCCUCUCAAAUGAUUCAUUGUCAACUGCUGAUUUUCAGAGAUAGACGGCAAAGGAGGAAAAAAAGCAAGAGCAGAAGUCGUAGUCAUGAACGAAAAAGAAGCAAAAGUAAGGAACGGAAGCGAAGUAGAGACAGAGAAAGGAAAAAGAGCAAAAGCCGAGAAAGGAAGCGAAGUAGAAGCAAAGAAAGGAGACGGAGUCGUUCAAGAAGUCGAGAUCGCAGAUUCAGAGGCCGCUACAGAAGUCCUUACUCCGGACCAAAAUUUAACAGUGCCAUCCGAGGAAAGAUUGGGUUGCCUCAUAGCAUCAAAUUAAGCAGACGACGUUCCCGAAGCAAAAGUCCAUUCAGAAAAGACAAGAGCCCUGUGAGGGAACCGAUUGAUAACCUAACUCCUGAGGAAAGAGAUGCAAGGACUGUUUUCUGCAUGCAGCUGGCAGCAAGAAUUCGCCCAAGGGAUUUGGAAGAGUUUUUCUCUACAGUAGGAAAGGUUCGAGAUGUGAGGAUGAUUUCUGACAGAAAUUCAAGACGGUCUAAAGGAAUUGCUUAUGUGGAAUUUGUUGAUGUUAGCUCAGUGCCUCUAGCAAUAGGAUUAACUGGCCAGCGUGUUUUAGGAGUGCCAAUCAUUGUACAGGCAUCACAGGCGGAGAAGAACAGAGCUGCAGCAAUGGCAAACAAUCUACAAAAGGGAAGUGCUGGACCUAUGAGGCUUUAUGUGGGCUCAUUACAUUUUAACAUAACUGAAGAUAUGCUUCGGGGGAUCUUUGAGCCUUUUGGAAGGAUUGAAAGUAUCCAGCUCAUGAUGGAUAGUGAAACAGGUCGAUCCAAGGGAUAUGGAUUUAUUACGUUUUCUGAUUCAGAAUGUGCCAAGAAAGCUUUGGAACAACUAAAUGGAUUUGAGCUAGCAGGAAGGCCAAUGAAGGUUGGUCAUGUUACUGAACGUACUGAUGCUUCCAGUGCUAGCUCGUUUUUGGACAGUGAUGAACUAGAAAGGACUGGAAUUGACUUGGGAACAACUGGUCGUCUCCAAUUAAUGGCAAGACUCGCAGAGGGUACAGGUUUGCAGAUCCCACCGGCAGCACAGCAAGCUUUGCAAAUGAGUGGCUCUUUGGCAUUUGGUGCUGUGGCAGAAUUCUCUUUUGUUAUAGAUUUGCAAACAAGACUUUCCCAACAGACUGAAGCUUCAGCAUUAGCUGCAGCUGCCUCUGUUCAACCUCUUGCAACACAGUGUUUCCAGCUGUCUAACAUGUUUAACCCUCAAACAGAAGAAGAAGUUGGAUGGGAUACGGAGAUUAAAGAUGAUGUGAUUGAAGAAUGUAAUAAACAUGGAGGAGUUAUUCAUAUUUAUGUUGACAAAAAUUCAGCUCAGGGCAAUGUGUAUGUGAAGUGCCCAUCAAUUGCUGCAGCUAUUGCUGCUGUCAAUGCAUUGCAUGGCAGGUGGUUUGCUGGUAAAAUGAUAACAGCAGCAUAUGUACCUCUUCCAACUUAUCACAACCUCUUUCCUGACUCUAUGACAGCAACACAACUACUGGUUCCAAGUAGACGAUGAAGGAAAAUACAGUCCUUUAUGUACAUAGCUUUUUUUUUCUUGAGAAUUCAUCUUGAGUUAUCUUUUAUUUAGAUAAAAAUAAAGAGGCAAGGGUCUACUGUCAUUUGUAUACAAUUCCUGUUACACUGAAAAAAUAAAAAUGUUAACAGGAAUGCAGUGUGCUCAUUCUCCCUAACUAGCAAAUCCCACUGUAUACAAAGCUGUUCUCUUGUUCUGCCUUUUAAGUGUACAUGUAGAAAAUUACAUUAAGGAUAUAGGAAUAGCUCUAGGGGAACAAAUGUGCUUAACAUAAAAAGGCAGACAGGGAUGUAAUGAUGUUUUUAAUGUUUCAGAAGCCUAACUUUUUACACAGCAGUUACAUUUCACUAAUGUUGAUAUUUGGUUAAUGGUUUAGCAGAGUUUUCUGGAAGACAGUUUAUGGAAAUUUAAGACAGCUAAAAGGGCUGUUUGACUAACAUCUCAUCUUGCAUUCUGAUCAACUGGCAAGAAAAGGAGAUUCCAAAAUUACAUUUCUGGAUGGUAUCGUUUCAGUUAAUGUAUCUGUAAAAGUUUCUUUGUAAAUAUUAUGUGUUCUGGUGUGUCUAAGAUUCCAAACAAAAUGAUCCCUGCAUUUCCUCAAGAUGUUCAGUGACAGUCUGGUGAGCAAAGCAGUCUGAGUAAGAAAUAGGAAAUGCAGAAAUAGGUUUUGUCUGGUUGCAUAUAUAAUCUUUGCUCUUUUUAAGCUCUGUGAGCUCUGAAAUAUAUUUUUGGGUUACUUCAGUGUGUUUGACAAGACAGCUUGAUAUUUCUAUCAAACAAAUGACUUUCAUAUUGCAACAAUCUUUGUAAGAACCACUCAAAUAAAAUUCUCUUUAAAAGGC